Anolis sagrei ordinatus is the source of this 3923-nucleotide messenger RNA. RefSeq names its product connector enhancer of kinase suppressor of ras 2-like. Gene Ontology annotation, cellular component: cytoplasm; membrane. Lineage: Eukaryota; Metazoa; Chordata; Lepidosauria; Squamata; Anolidae. The record is from RefSeq and is a predicted model, not a curated record. Gene Ontology annotation, molecular function: protein binding. Gene Ontology annotation, biological process: regulation of signal transduction.
AGUCAGCAUGUUUUGCCACAGCACUGCGAGAAACAAUCUGCUCUCCGAUUCCAGCUCGUAAUCUUAUCGGAGGCUAUUUCUUUUUUAGAUUUAGUCUUUGUCUCUUCCAUUCCCUCCCCAGCACUCUUGCCGCCAACCCUGCAACAGCAAGAAGGAAAGGCGUGGAGGGGAGAAAGGGGCUGGAGAGCUGAAGUGUGCAUUGUAAUGUCACAUUUGUGCCAGCCGAACUAAGUAGAUCAUUGGGUGGGGAGAGAGUGAGAGUGAGAGAUAGAGAGAGACUGUCUCUCUCUCUCUCCCUCUCCCUCUCUUUUUGGUAAGUAAGUAGAGACAUACUGCACCAUUUCCUGAUUCAGUGAGCUCUGGAGAGUUGCUGGCUGUGUGCAGCAGGGGAGGUGCUAGAGCUGAUCAAGCCGCGUAAUUUUAUACAUUACUGAAUCAGUGCAGGAGAACCUGGAGGGACAAAGCAUCCGCACAUCUUUUGGACGGCAUCGCCAAAGCCUCUCGCUUUGCCUCCUCCAGCCAUGCUCUGAGAGCUUUGUGCAUUUCCCUUGCACCCACCCACCUACCCAUCUUUUCUCCUCCUUGCUCCCCACUCCUCUUUUUCUCCAUCCUCCCAUCAUUGCUUCCUCCUCCUCCUCCUGGUGUAAAUGACAGAGUCGUCUGAUGAUGGCCCUUGUUAUGGAACCUAUUAGCAAGUGGACGCCCAAACAAGUAGUGGAUUGGAUGAAAGGCCUUGACGACUGCCUGCAACAAUACAUUAAAAACUUUGAGAGAGAGAAGAUCAAUGGAGAGCAGUUGCUGCACAUCACUCAUCAGGAGCUGGAAGAGUUGGGAGUCACCCGAAUCGGCCACCAAGAGCUCAUCCUGGAAGCGGUGGAUCUCCUGUGUGCUUUGAACUAUGGCUUGGAGACGGAAAACCUGAGGACUCUUUCCCACAAGCUGAACGCCUCGGCCAAAAACCUUCAGAACUUCAUAACGGGUAGACGGAGGAGCGGCCAUUACGAUGGCAGGGCCUCCCGACGACUGCCAAACGAUUUCCUUACCUCUGUGGUUGACCUGAUUGGUGCUGCCAAGAACUUGCUUGCCUGGCUGGACAGGUCUCCAUUUGUCAGCGUGACAGAAUACUCACUGCUGAAAAAUAACAUUGUUCAACUGUGCCUGGAACUAACAACCAUAGUGCAACAGGAUUGCACGGUGUAUGAAACAGAAAAUAAAAUCCUUCACGUGUGUAAAACGCUGUCUGGCAUCUGUGAUCACAUCAUCUCCCUCUCAUCCGACUCUCUGGUGUCACAAUCCGCUCACCUCGAAGUUGUUCAUCUUACCAGCAUCAUGCCCAGUGAAGGCUUGGGGAUGUAUAUCAAGUCAACCUAUGACGGGCUCCACGUGAUCACUGGAACUACUGAAAACUCUCCAGCAGACCAGUGCAAGAAAAUCCAUGCAGGGGACGAAGUGAUCCAAGUCAACCACCAAACUGUGGUUGGCUGGCAGUUAAAGAACCUGGUCAAUGCCUUGCGCGAAGACCCAAACGGCGUGAUCUUAACCUUGAAGAAACGGCCCCAGAACACCCUGGUGUCCGCCCCGGCCCUCCUGAAGAACGUACGGUGGAAACCGCUAGCCUUACAGCCUGUCAUUCCAACCAGCCCAACGAGCAAUUCCACCACACCAACGAGCACAAUGGGCUUGAGCUCCAAAAUGGACAACUCGACUCUCCAAGACGUUUUCAUCCUCUCCCCCAUGUCAGGACUUUAUGGCCCCAGGGAUGACAUUGGGAUCGUGUCUUGUGAUGACAUCAGUAAAUAUGGCAUCGGGAAGUCUGGGAUGAAGGGUUCAGAGUCUCCAAGCUACUUUUUGGAACAUGAAACCGGAAAGUAUUACACGUUAAUAGAAGGCGAGGGCCAUCCAGUGAGCUCUGAAUAUGAAAGAGGAAGAGCCACAGGUGUGCGGCGGAGAGAGAAGACACCCACGCAUGGUGAUCUCAGGCCAGUCUCUAUGCCAACAGAGUACAGCUGGAUAGGAGAUUCCAAAGAGCCAAAUAUGUAUAAAAGGGGGAGCCGAGACUCUGAGAAUUCACUUCUUCGGUACCUGAGCGAUGACAAGAUUUUGGUCAUCCAGGAGGAGCCAUUGACUCAGAAGGACAACAAACGGGAUACGGGGCGGCGGUCGAGGAAAAAGGGGAAGAACAGCGGGAGUCCCAACUAUCCCAUUAGCCCUUCGGUGCUGACCUCAACUGUGAACGUUCGUCUUGAACCUGGACAGCAGGAGGCCCUCAACUUCUCCUUACCUGAGAACAACACUGUUCCUCUGUAUCACAGGGCAGGAGACACCAUCGCUGGAGAUUCAGAAAGGUAUGUGAGUUCUGCUGUCGAGCGUCAAGGAAGCACAUCAAUGAGGAAGUCUUUCCACUACGCUUCCCUGCGGGUAAAAAGCAAAAAAUGGCCCAAAGGAGGCUCACUGAACAACAGCAGCCGACGGCGGAUCUCAUGCAAAGAUUUGGGGCAUGGAGAUUGCGAGGGCUGGUUAUGGAAGAAAAAGGACGCCAAAGGCUACUUUACCCAGAAGUGGAAAAAAUACUGGUUCGUGCUGAAGGAUUCCUCCCUGUAUUGGUACACUAACCAGAAUGAUGAAAAAGCAGAAGGAUUCAUCAGUUUACCAGAGUUCAGGAUAGACAGAGCCAUCGAAUGCAGGAGGAAACAUGCCUUCAAAGCUUGUCACCCCAAAAUUAAGAGUUUCUUCUUCGCAACGGACUGCCUGGAAGAAAUGAAUCGGUGGAUGAACCGUUUGGGUCUUGCAGCAAUUGGAUAUACACCGGAUGAUAAGGAUAUCCGGCCAGAUGAAGAUUACUGGAGCGAAAGUGACCAGGAAGAUAUUGACGGCUCCUUAACGCUGAAACAAGAGGGACCUGCAACAGUUUGUGACACCUACCACCGAACACCCUCAAUGAAUUCUUCGAGUCCAUUCCCUGAGCCCAAACACGGCCGACAUUUCUCCAGCGAAUCAACGUAUUCUCAUUCUUCCGCGGAGGACUCCCGGCAGGAUCCAACAGGGACGACGCAUUCAUCAGGCUGCAGGCCUCCCUACAGAGAACGGCGCUCAUGGCAGGACCUCAUAGAGACUCCCCUGACCAGUUCAGGCCUCCAUUUCCUCCAGACCGUCCCUCCCGACCCGGAGUAUGUGAGCGGGCACCUCGGCUUAUCACCAGAGAGGCGGCGGCAAGCAACGCUCCCGGUCCAAAGGCGGCACAACCUUGAACAGGAUGGCCCAUUCCCACUGGUGGAGUGCCACCGAGGCCCCAGUUCACACACCCGGCCCCAGAAGCAGCGCAGUCAAAGCCUUCCGCGAAACAGAGACGUCCGAGUCAAAGGCCAUGUAAAACCCAGCGGGAUAACAGAGGAGAGAUCAGAAGAGAAGCUGCCCAUUAAAAAGCAAAGUAGUUUAUGUGAAGAAGAAAAUGUAGAAGAACAAAAAGAGAGCUCAGAUGGUUUGCAUGAAUUGUACAAGUCUCUGGAACAAGCUAGUUUGUCAGCGUUUGGAGAGCAACGUCCUUCCACCAAGCAGGAAUUCCGGAGGUCCUUCGUAAAGAGAUGCAACGAUCCUGUUAUCAAUGAAAAACUUCACCGGAUUCGAGUUCUCAGGAGCACUUUAAAAGCAAAGGAGGGAGACCUUGUCGUGAUCAACAACCUCCUUCACGAUCCCAAGUUGACGUCCAAAAAGUUCAAAGAGUGGAAAGUAAAGAACUAUGAGUUUUUCCUGGACAUUUGUGAGUACGGUGCCGCUCUCAAAGCCCAAAACGGAGCCUCUGAACUCGCAGCCCCGGCCCCGCUGCUGACACACACGCAUUCCUUCAUUGAAACACACGUCUGACAGGAUGUAGCACCGGGAACACUUUUUGGGGCAGGGGGAGGGUUGCGGGGAGGGACCGUGGG